ACGAGAUGGCGGGAACAUAUGAAAAGAUAGCACUUUUGGGUUCAGGGUCUUAUGGUAAAGCUUGGCUAGUGUUUUCUAAUAAGAGAAGCAAAAAAUCAGUUCAUAAAAGAAAUUCGACUGGAUGUACUGGGACAAAAAGAGAUGGAUCAAGCGUUGGUCGAAGUGAAAGUUCUGGCUCGGUGUCGGCACGUGAACAUCGUUGCUUAUUUCGAAGCGAAUGUCAAUAAUGGUUGUCUUCAGAUUGACAUGGAAUAUGCAGAUGGAGGAGAUAUGCAGAGGAAAAUUUUAGAUCAAAGGGGAAUUCAUUUUGACGUUGAGAUCAUUCUGGACUGGUUUAUACAGAUCUGCUUUGCACUCAAGUACCUGCAUGCUCAGAAUAUUUUACACAGAGAUCUGAAGCCACAGAACUUAUUUUUGACUGCAGAUGGCAUUGUAAAACUUGGUGAUUUCGGUAUUGCCAAGAUUCUUCAAGAUAGUUCAGAUCAUGCUUUUACAGCCAUUGGCACACCUUACUAUCUUAGCCCUGAGGUCUGCCAAAGGCAACCCUACAACUUUAAGAGUGACAUGUGGUCUGCUGGCUGUGUUCUCUAUGAGCUGUGCUCUCUUCAUGUGCCUUUUCAAGCACAGAACUUGCCACUUCUUGUCCUUAAGAUUUUGGAUGGAAAUUAUGAGCCUAUACCAAGUCACAAUGGUGCUAUUCUUGAGGACCUUGUCACUGUUUUAUUGAACAGUGACCCAUAUCAGAGACCCUCGGCUGUGCAAAUAUUAAACGUUCCUGCUCUGCAGAGUUAUGUCGAAACAAGCUACAGGAAGUGUGCACGACACAGGGAGAUUCAGCAGAGGUUAAGAAGUUUAGCUAAGCAGUCAGAAUCGCCAGGCAAUUGUGUGGAAACACCAGUACUUUCAUUACAGCAAAAAACUUACGCAGUAAGAAAGGCUGUUCUCCGACGCCUGUCAGUAGCCACACCUAAAAGAUCAAGUGUUACCCAGCAGAAGAAAUCUGCUCAUUCUGCAGAGGCUGCUUUGGCACCCAAACGGCAGCGAAAGGAGCCUGCUCCUGUCUUCAAACUGGAGAAUGCAGUGCUGCACUCAACAAACAUCUCUCACAGACAUCACUCUGAGUUUGAAGAUAAUAGUGAAAAUUGUAAAUAUGCAAUGUGUGAAAAGGUCCAAAAUAAUAAAGAUCCAUUUUUAACAGAUGAAGAUUCUUCCAACAACAUUUUGGAUCAGGCACCCAAGCAAAAUUACAGUGAGGGAAUGUUUAUGAAUUGCAAAUCCAAAGAGAAAAUGAAAUGUAGACCAAAAGAUUUAGAGACUGCACAUAAACUUGAAAGACAAGUAAUUAAGAAGCAAGACGUAGAAUCUGAAGACUGCAGUAGCAACCAAAGCAUUUCACAAGUCACAAAUUCCAGUGUCUGCAAAUUUCAAAAGGCUGCUGAACCAGGAACGCAAUGCCAUCCUGCUGAAAAGGGGCAGGAAAGUAAGGUGACUCCAUCUGCAACUUAUACAUUAAUAUCUCAACAUGCAGGUGCUAUGGAAAGAAAAUACGGUGAACAGUGUAUGUGUGAAUCCUCCAACUGCAUACUGCAGAUUUUAUAUCGAUCGGUCAAAGAGGGACGACAUGACAAGCAUGCAUCUGAGCAGAUGCUUUUCAGGUAUCUUCUUGAUCAUCUUGGUGCCUCUUACUGUGAAGAAAUCUUGAAAGGUGUUUUAAAGGCACUCAAAAAUGGUGUUGAUUAUUCAGCUUUUGAGGAAAGUGCAGGAAAGAUAACCCUUAACUAUCUGCCUGUGAUUUUACAGCUGGCAAUACUCCUAGACAACAAUGACUAAAGAUCUUUUAUUUCAGUUGUUCCCACCAGGUGACCAAGACUUGUUAAAUUUCCUAAGAAUUAGAAUGAUGUAUAAGGAACACAUCAUUGCUACACACCAUACAGACAACAUACAAAGAAAUGUUAAUAUUUUUAAUUAUUUUUUGCUACUUUUUUUCCUGCAGCUGUGAUACGCUUUUUUUUUAAAUGUCUAUAGUUUACUUCUAUUUUUUUAAGCUGAGGACAAAAUUGUCUUGUUCUGCUUUUUUUGAUUACUAUGAUUUUAAAUAAUUUUAUUUAGUACGUGCUUUCUUGUGCAAUGUUAACAUAAUUUGACAUUAUUUUUUAUCUUAUGUUAUGCUAGUUUAAAUAAAACAAAUGCUACUAUUAAACAAGCUUUACAGAAGUUUUUGGGGGGUUACAUAACAGAAAUGAAUUCCUUUUUCAUCCUCAUCAGAAGUAAGUCUUUGGUACCUUUUAAAACACAUUUUAAUGUCCAUUAGCUUCAUAAACAAUUGUCCACACUGGACAACAUAAAAAAUGCUAUAAGCAAAAUGCAUAGUUCAUGUAUAAAAUGUAGUUACUGUUGACUGGCCAUGAGGCAGAUGAAAAAGCUUCAUAUUUAGCAGUUGAAAUCUUGAGAUCAAUUGAAAGCAUUCCUUCUUCAUGCUAUCACACAUGCUUUAAUUAUACCUUCCCCCAACAAGAAGGAAAAUGUACUCGUCAACACAUGUCAACGUCAUGUUAUGUGGCUGCAAAAGAUUAUUUAAAUCAUAUGCAUAUGCAAGCAUGCCAAGACUAUACAUAAGAACACCUACUUUCGAUCUCAAAAUGUACAGUUUUCAAAUAAAAAAACAAUAAAUUGUGAAAUCCGGAAGGGGAUAAAGGAGAACUGGACCAAUACCAGACCAUGGAGGAUGAAAUGGGAUGGGUGCCAACUACCAGCUAAGGCAGACUCUUCCCGGCACAGGUUAACACAUUGAAGACAGCAAUAGCCACCUUCUCACGAGAAGUACUGAUGUACUAUACUGAUAGACUGAAUAUUGCAAUCAUUUAUACACUUUCCAGCUGGGGACAGAAGCCCAAGUCCUCCAAAUCAACCAGGCUACAACUAGUGAGCCAGCAGGCCUACCAGUCCUAAUGAAAGAUGUCAACCAAAGCAUAUGCAAUCUGAAGGGAGGGAAAUCAGCUGGUGUUGACAAUGUCUCUGCCAAGCUGCUAAAGAAGAGUGGGGAAGAUUCAACACUGACCUGUACUGUUUUAUGUCAAAUAAUCUGGGAAUGCGACACAUUGCCCAAGAAAUGGAUGGAAUCACUUGUCAUACCACUGUGAAAGAAAGGAAACAGUAAAUAGUGCCAAAAUUACAGACCUAUAGGCCUAAUCAAACUUAUGCUGAAGGUAAUCCAGAAUCAUAUCAGCACCUCCACUAAGGAACUACUAUAGCAAAAGUACAGCUAAACAGAUCAACUGUCACAUCCUGACAGAAAAAAAGCCCAACAUGUCUACCACAUCUGUGGGAUCUCAUCCACAACUUCAUUGACUUUAUAAACACGUGACAGAGGCUGGCACAAGGGGCUGAGACAGAAGAAACAAAGAGAUA
Messenger RNA from Pomacea canaliculata, 3408 nucleotides. RefSeq names its product serine/threonine-protein kinase Nek5-like. Gene Ontology annotation, biological process: protein phosphorylation. The coding region runs from base 142 to 1830 and encodes 562 amino acids. The transcript has 8 exons. The record is from RefSeq and is a predicted model, not a curated record. Gene Ontology annotation, molecular function: protein kinase activity; ATP binding. Lineage: Eukaryota; Metazoa; Mollusca; Gastropoda; Architaenioglossa; Ampullariidae.